AGGUUUAUAAAGGUUAUGCGCCUUCAUUGCCGAUUACUUCUGCACAGCGUAGCGAUGGCAGGUAACACAGGUGCUCCUCUAGUGCUCCGUCUGGUGGCCGCGUCAGUCUCGGUAGCGGAAAAGGCAGGGGCGAUCGUCAGGAACGUGUUCAACAGCGGAGAGCUGGGGGUGGUAGAAAAGGAUGGAAAGAAUGACCUGCAGACUCAGGCUGACCGGUCAGCUCAGGAGUGCAUCGUCCAGUCAUUGUCCAGACAGUUUCCAAAAGUCACCAUCAUAGGGGAGGAGGAACCAACAGGAGAGACAGUUGACGAGUCACACCUGGAGACUAGGUUGUCAGAGGAGGUGUUGAAAGUAGUUUGUCCUCAGAACCUUCAGUCUGUGAAGGAUGAAGAUGUGGUUGUAUGGGUUGACCCUCUGGAUGGAACUAAGGAAUACACAGAAGGUUUCCUGGACCAUGUCACAGUGUUGAUAGGUGUGGCUGUGAAUGGGAAGGCAGUUGCAGGAGUGAUCAACCAGCCUUAUUACAACUACAAGGCUGGCCCAGGGGCAACUCUUGGGCGGACCAUGUGGGGAAUUGUUGGACUUGGAGCAUUCGGUGUGGAACGCCUGGUUCCCCCAGCUGAUAAACGAAUUGUUACCACUACCAGAUCCCACUCCAAUAAGCUGGUGACAGAAUCCAUUGAGGCCAUGCAGCCUGAUGAAGUCCUCAGGGUGGGGGGAGCUGGGCACAAGGUGCUGCUGGUUAUUGAAGGGAAGGCUCAUGCAUACGUGUUUGCCACACCUGGCUGUAAGAAGUGGGACACCUGCGCACCUGAAGCCAUCCUUCACGCCCUGGGCGGCAGGCUGACCGACAUCCACGGGAACGCCCUGCAGUACCACCGGGAUGUGAAGCACCCCAACACGGGAGGCGUCCUGGCCACGUACAGCGACCAUGACUGGUACCUGAGCAGGAUGCCGGAGUCUGUCAAGGCAGCUGUGAAACCCUGACUAGACCCUCACUCUCGCUUGUAACAAUUCCUGUGUCUGACUUAAGUUGCAAUAAAGACUGCAAUAAAGUGGAACAUUUCAGUGGUUUCUAUGCAAUGUUGUGGAAUGUAAGAAAGGUUUUGGAUAGUGAGGACUAAAGAUAAGAAAUACUUUUGGGGAAGGAAGGAAGUCAUCAUCAUGAGGCAGUGUACUGGCCAUAAUGGGCACAAGCAACAGAAUGUUUUAAUCAUGUCCAAAAUUGAUUUUGUACUGGUACAAGCAAAAUAGAAGUGCUACAAGAAACUACAGUUCAAGAGUGUAAGAGAAUGUACAGAAAUGUUGACUAAUUAGACAAUUUUGUUCUCAUAUUAUAAAUGGUUCUCUAUAAGAUUUUAUCAAAGAUCAAAGACGCUUGUUUGUAUCAUUCCGUUGAAGUUUGUAAAUGAUAAUACCGGUAAUAAAAUUACGAUAACAG
Molecule: messenger RNA, 1441 nt
Organism: Branchiostoma belcheri (Belcher's lancelet)
Lineage: Eukaryota; Metazoa; Chordata; Leptocardii; Amphioxiformes; Branchiostomatidae
Product: 3'(2'),5'-bisphosphate nucleotidase 1-like
Exons: 8
Coding region: 16-987 (323 amino acids)
Biological process (GO): phosphatidylinositol phosphate biosynthetic process
Molecular function (GO): 3'(2'),5'-bisphosphate nucleotidase activity
Source: RefSeq, a predicted model, not a curated record